AUCCAUUUCCGUCCUUCUCUACUCUCAAUCCAUCUCUUCAACUCUUUACUCUCUACAACCUUCAGUACUCUACCAACAUCAUGUCUGGCUACGAUCCCUACAACCAAGGUCAAUACGGCCACGGCCACGGCGGCUACCAGCAGGGCGGCUACGGUAGCCAGGGCUAUGGCCAGGGCCAGGGUCAGGGCUAUGGCCAGGGUGGCUACGCCCCUCAGCAGGGAUACGGCCAGCAUCAGGACCAAGGCUAUGGUCACCAGCCGUACGGCCAGGGCGGUCAUGAGCAGUACGGCCAGCAGCACCACCACCAGCAGGGCUACUACGGCCAGCAGCAGCCCCACGACCAGCACCAGUACGGCCAGCACGAAUCCCACGAACAAGCUCCCGACGGCGCCCAGGACGGUGAGCGUGGUCUCGCCGGUGCUCUUGCAGGCGGUGCGGCCGGUGGUUUCGCUGGUCACAAGGCCAACCACGGUUUCCUCGGAACAAUCGGUGGUGCCAUCAUGGGCAGUAUCGCAGAGGAUGCUGUCAAGAAGCACAAGAACAAGGACGAGGGCCAGCAACAGCCUCCGGGCUACGGUCCCCCUUCGCAGUACGGUGGUUCCUCGCACGGCGGUUCCUCCCAGGGCGGCUCUGGCAUGAUGGACCAGCUCGGCGGUUUCUUCAAGAAAUAGACUGUCGCGGUUGAUUGUUCUGUGAUUUGAUACGCUAUUGCAUUUUUUUUUUUUUUUUUUUUUUUUAUUAUCUCUACAUGGUUGCUGGGUUGGGUCUGUUUUUGUUUUAUUGCUUAAGGCUCCAUCAUUGUUAUUACCAUGAG
Messenger RNA from Aspergillus glaucus CBS 516.65, 814 nucleotides. RefSeq names its product putative high expression lethality protein Hel10 (gene hel10). Lineage: Eukaryota; Fungi; Ascomycota; Eurotiomycetes; Eurotiales; Aspergillaceae. Bases 81 to 671 code for a protein of 196 amino acids. The transcript has 2 exons. The record is from RefSeq and is a predicted model, not a curated record.